Parathielavia appendiculata is the source of this 828-nucleotide messenger RNA. RefSeq lists its product as uncharacterized. The annotation marks the transcript as partial. The transcript is spliced from 2 exons. Lineage: Eukaryota; Fungi; Ascomycota; Sordariomycetes; Sordariales; Chaetomiaceae. The record is from RefSeq and is a predicted model, not a curated record.
AUGAAGUCCCUGCUCCCUGCUCUGAUCCUCGCCGGACUCUCGUCCGCCAGCCCUGUCUCCGGAAUCGAAGAGCGCCAAAACGGAGGCGUUGGCAAUGGCCCGUUCGCGCCAGCGGGCUACUAUACAAGCAACGCCUUUGGAGGGCACACGUUCUACGCACCUAAGAAUGUUCCGGCCGGGACCAAACUCCCUGUUCUCCUCUGGGGCAAUGGCGCUUGCUCGGCCGAUUCAACGGGCCAGGCCCCCUUCCUGACCCAACUUGCAUCGUACGGCGUUCUCGUUAUCGCCAGCGGCACACCAGGCGGCCAGGGCAGCACCACGGCCGACGUCAUGAAGCAGUCGAUCGACUUCAUCACCAGGAACGCCGGGCAGGGCCAGUGGGCCAACGUCGACGCCUCGCGCAUUGCCGCCGCCGGCUUCAGCUGCGGCGGCGUCGAAGCGUACGCCCAGAUCAACGACGCGCGCGUCCAGCACAUUGGCAUCUGGAACUCGGGCCUGCUCAGCAACUACGACUCGGCACGGAGUUUUCGCAAGCCCGCCUUCUUCUUUCUCGGCGGGUCGAGCGACAUCGCGUACCAGAACGGCGAGCGCGACUACAGCUACAUGCCGUCCGGCACGCCCAAGUGGAAGGGCAACCUCAACGUCGGCCAUGGCGGCACGUAUAACGACUACAACGGCGGCAGGUACGGCGUCAUUGGGGCCCACUGGGUGCAGUGGAUGUUGCGCGGGAACUCUUCCGCCUCGGCCUACCUGACUGGCAGCGGCGCGAGGAACGACGGCUGGUCGGUGGCGUAUGCGGACCUGGACAAGAUCAACGUCACGCCCAUU